Messenger RNA from Ananas comosus (pineapple), 3485 nucleotides. RefSeq names its product pumilio homolog 3-like. The coding region runs from base 360 to 3071 and encodes 903 amino acids. Gene Ontology annotation, cellular component: cytoplasm. The record is from RefSeq and is a predicted model, not a curated record. Gene Ontology annotation, molecular function: mRNA binding. NCBI's taxonomy places the organism in Eukaryota, Viridiplantae, Streptophyta, Magnoliopsida, Poales, Bromeliaceae. The transcript has 9 exons. Gene Ontology annotation, biological process: post-transcriptional regulation of gene expression.
CGCUCUCUUUCCUCACUCUCCAUCCCUUUCCUCGCUCUUCUUCUUCUUCUUCUUCUUCUUCUUCAGUGUUUGCUUCAACCUCCCAUCUCCCUCUUCUCCAAGAGCUCUAUUUACGUACGGAAAUGGCGAAAUCCAUCUCCAAUCGUAGCUCGAAUCGAGGUGCGAGGUAGAAAGAUCGCAACUUUGUGGUUCGAUCUGUCGGAAAUGGAGCAAAUCCUUAAUUUAACGGCGAAAUACUUUGAUCCUUUUUACCUGGAUUGAGGUUUCCGAGCAUUUGAGCUGAUAAAGUUGCUAUUUUUACCCUAUUUUCGCCCUGUGAGUGUUCGAUCUGCGUCGAUCUCCUCCUCCGUUCGCGUCCAAUGGCGACGGAGAGCCCCGUGUCGAUGGUAUCGGAGAUAGGAGCUCGAUCGAUGGUGGGGAGUGGCGGGGGAGAGGGAUUCGCUGGCGAGGAUUUGGAGGCGGAGCUUACGAUGUACCGGAGCGGCUCCGCCCCGCCCACCGUGGAGGGAUCGCUCACCGCCGUGGGAGGGGCGAGUAGCGGGUUCGGAUUCGCGUCGGAGGAGGAGAUCCGAUCCGAUCCGGACUACGUAUCGUACUACUACACGCACGUGAAGCUAAACCCUAGGCUCCCACCCCCGACUCUAUCCAAGGAGGAGUGGGUAUCGACGAAAAGGGUUGUGGGGGGUAUUGGGGAUAGGAGGAAACCGAGUAGGGUAGAGGAAGGGAUUAGUAAUUUAGGUUUAGCAGGGGAGUGGUCGUGUAGAGGAGAUGGUUUGAUGGGGCUUUCGCUUGAGAGGGAGAAGAGCUUUGCGGAUAUUCUUCAGGAUGAUCUUGGCCCCAGAAGUGACAUCUUUGAUCAUCUCUCUCAUGUAGUCAAACAUGAUGCACUUGUUGAUGGUGUGGAACCACUUCAUUCGACUGAGAUCCGUCGGAGUAUUAAUUCAUCGUCGUCAUCAUCUCAUACUUUUGCAUCAGUGGUGGGAUCUUCUCUCUCUAGAAGCAAAACUCCAGAUCCCGAAUUUCUACCGAGGGCUCCAAGCCCGGGCCUUCCACCUGUGGGUGUAAGAAUUAGCUCAUCUGAGAAGUCACUUGAUAGUUCAGCAUCCUUCAAUAGAGUCCCCUCAAACCUAGUAGAAUCCGAUGAUGUUUUAGCUGCUUUGUCCUGCUUGAAUCUUCAAAGAGAAACUACGGAUCACCAGAAUUUUCUUUUUGAUUCACAAGAUGGUCAGAACCAUGUAAAGCAAAUGUCAUUCUCUGAUCUGAAUAAUUCCAUUGGAGGUCGAUCGGACUUGAGAAAUUCAGGGAUAAGGUCAAAGCAAAUUGAACAUCAUAUGCCCGCUAACCUAUCCUCUCGUUCUUAUCAGAGGACUCCAGCUCUACAUCAGAAAUUCGAUGGUCUUAAUGGGGCUUUUACGAGCUAUGGGCCAAGUGGGUAUCCAAUUAAUCCUUCAAUACCAUCAAAUAUGUUAAAUCAAUCAGUAGGUGUCGACUUAACAAGUACUUUAGGGGGUGGUAUUUUCUCCCCGCCAACCUUAACUGUACAGGAAUUACAAAAUCUCAAUCAGCUUAGUAAACAAGCAUCAGGAGAAGCCCUUACUGAUCCACUUUACAUGCAAUAUUUAAAGGCGGCUGAAUAUACAGCACGAGCUGCAGCUAAUUAUAGUGAUCCUUCUUUUGAAAGGGAUUUCAUGGGAAAUUCUUAUUCUGAUAUACUUGAUAUUCAGAAAGCUUACAUCGGGGCUUUGCGUCAACCGCAGAAACAGUAUGGGAUGCCUCUUCUAACUAAAUCUGCUUCUUUUAAUCAUGGUCAAUAUGGUAAUGGCACUUUUGGUCCUGGCAUGAGCACUUUAGCACGUCCAGUUGCUUCACCAGCUUUUCCUGGAAGCCCUGUUAGGCUUGGUGAGCGCGGCGUGCAUUGUUUUCCUUCUGGUUUGAGAAAUGUAGGUGGAAGUGUUAUGGGUUCUUGGCCCUCUGAUCCAAAUGGUAACAUAAAGGGAAAUUUUUCAUCUUCGCUUCUAGAGGAGUUCAAGAACAAUAAGACCGGAUGUUUUGAGCUUGCUGAGAUUGUUGGUCAUGUUGUUGAGUUCAGUUCUGAUCAGUAUGGAAGCCGUUUCAUACAACAGAAACUUGAAACAGCAACAGCUGAAGAAAAAGAUAUGGUUUUUGAAGAAAUCAUGCCACAUGCUCUCUCCCUGAUGACUGAUGUAUUUGGAAAUUAUGUGGUCCAAAAGUUUUUUGAGCAUGGAAGUGUAGCUCAAAGAAGGGAAUUAGCUGAGCAGCUUAAUGGACAUGUAUUAGCUCUCAGUCUUCAAAUGUACGGCUGUCGAGUGAUCCAGAAGGCCAUAGAGGUCAUCGAUCUGGACCAGAAAACAAAGUUAGUUACUGAACUGGAUGGCCAGGUAAUGAGAUGUGUACGCGAUCAAAAUGGAAAUCAUGUUGUCCAGAAAUGUAUUGAGUGCAUUCCUGAGGGGUCCAUUCAGUUUAUUAUCUCAACUUUCUACAAUCAAGUAGUCACAUUAUCCACUCACCCAUAUGGUUGCCGUGUUAUACAGAGAGUAUUGGAGCAUUGCAAUGAUCCUAAAACCCAGCAGAUUGUGAUGGGAGAGAUUUUACAGUCUGUUUGCAUGUUGGCACAAGAUCAGUAUGGGAAUUAUGUUGUUCAGCAUGUUUUGGAGCACGGCAAGCCUGAAGAGCGAUCUAUUAUUAUCGAGAAGUUAGCUGGACAGAUAGUUCAGAUGAGCCAACAGAAGUUUGCUUCGAAUGUUGUUGAGAAGUGUUUGACUUUUGGUGGUCCUGCAGAACGCCAAAUUUUGAUCAAUGAGAUGCUGGGCACCACUGAUGAAAAUGAGCCUCUCCAGGCAAUGAUGAAAGAUCAAUUUGCUAACUAUGUUGUACAGAAAGUGUUGGAGACUUGCAAUGAUCAGCAAAGAGAGUUGAUCCUUUCACGAAUUAAGGUCCACUUAAAUGCACUGAAGAAAUAUACUUACGGGAAACAUAUAGUUGCCCGUGUAGAGAAACUCAUCGCAGCUGGGGAGAGGAGGAUUGGACUACAAUCCCCAUACCCCUCUUAGGCGCAAUAGCAAUGACCAUGUACAGCUAACCGAAGCUUGCGAGUGCCCCCUCUUUUUUUUCCUGUUUAGGCUGUUACAAGCAAGUUGGAAAUAAAAGUGUUUGUUGUACUUAUUAAUAUAUCUGUACAUUUUGUAGUUCUAAUACUAAAUUAGGCAAAAUGCUGAGGCUCAGACUGUUUAUUUACCUGAUGCCCUUUAGAGGAGAUAAAAUAUCACACAAGCCUUUGUAUCGGUCUUAAACUGUAAAGAGAUGGUAAAGAAGAAAGCUCACUAGUGACUGUACAAAUGUGGCAAUGUGGAGAGCUAAGACUUACUCCUGGUAGAGUUUAGAUGUUUCUUCAGUUACUGUGGAUUAUGUUUCUUUAAUAUUACCAAAUUUUAACUGUUUAAGUAACAGCUUUUGUACUACUGUGA